Messenger RNA from Sphaeramia orbicularis (orbiculate cardinalfish), 2539 nucleotides. It is a transcript of the gene pdlim4, whose product is annotated as PDZ and LIM domain 4. The transcript is spliced from 7 exons. NCBI's taxonomy places the organism in Eukaryota, Metazoa, Chordata, Actinopteri, Kurtiformes, Apogonidae. The record is from RefSeq and is a predicted model, not a curated record. Bases 197 to 1294 code for a protein of 365 amino acids. Gene Ontology annotation, biological process: actin cytoskeleton organization; muscle structure development; heart development. Gene Ontology annotation, cellular component: filamentous actin; adherens junction; stress fiber. Gene Ontology annotation, molecular function: actin binding; muscle alpha-actinin binding.
GGCUUCGUUAUUUAAAGUUGAAUCAGGAGGGGAGCAAAGUUUUCACAGCCGGGACAGCGUUGCCUAGCAGCUGUGAGCGGGACACCGGGACUCCGACACCGCUUUAACCCCAGUACGAAGAGCUAGAACCCGGACUUCCCCCUUCCGCUGACUGCCUGACAUCUGUCCGUCUCCAUCCCGAAGUCUGACUGGAAACAUGGCCCAGACCGUGACACUCAUGGGACCCUCUCCGUGGGGUUUUCGUUUGGUGGGAGGACGUGACUUCAGCACACCGUUAACCAUCUCCAGGGUAACACCAGGCAGUAAGGCGGCCCAAGGUGACCUGUGUCCAGGAGAUACCAUCCUGGCUAUCAACGGUGACAGCACGGAGCACAUGACACACAUGGAGGCUCAGAACAGGAUCAAAACCUGUACUCAACAGCUCACACUCAGCAUUAGCAGGUCAGGAUCAGGAGAUAGAGUGUGGUCACCGACAGUCAGUGAAGACGGCAAGACAAGUCCUUACAUGGAGCCCGACUCACAGAACUUCCGUCCCAUCACCAGUGGAUAUACAGGUUACAGCCGUAAGCCUUCGUACACUCCAGAGCCUCCGUCACCACAAACUCCACAGUCCACUCACCUGAACAACGGACACCCCAAGCCCAACAACGGCCACAGCUAUGGGUAUGGAAACGGCACUGGACACAACAACCAGUACAACAACCCUGCAGGACUUUACUCACAUAACGGCAGCAAUGGAGACAGAUGUCUGCCAAGCAAGAUGGGAGGCCUCAGCCUCAGCGCCACACACAGCCCAGAGCCGCCUGUACACUCCCCCGGAGGCCGUAACGGGUUCGACCCACAGUCAGAUGUCUACAGGAUGCUGCAGGACUAUGAGGAGCCAGUCUCUGAACCCAAACAGUCUGGUUCCUUCAAAUACCUUCAGGGAAUCCUGGAGGCUGAGGAUGGAGGUAUGUCUCCAACAGAGAGAAUGAGAAAUUUAAAGUCCCCGGUCCGGUCUCCAAUCCCCAAGCUGGGAAGCCCUAUCCCCAGCCCCAUGUCUGGUCUUCAGAAGCUACCCCAGUGCACACGCUGCUGCAAUGGCAUUGUUGGCACAAUCGUGAAGGCCAGGGACAAGCUCUACCAUCCAGAGUGCUUCAUGUGCGAUGACUGCGGCAUCAACCUCAAACAGAGAGGCUACUUUUUUAUUGAGGACAAUCUAUACUGUGAGACCCACGCCAAGGCACGUGUCCAGCCGCCAGAGGGCUACGACGUGGUCGCUGUCUACCCCAACUCCAAGGUGGAACUGGUCUGAGAUGAUACUGCACCAUAACAUAACAGGGAGACCAAUAUAUGUGGAAAGGGGGGGCCUCUGAGUAUCCUACCCUGCAAUUAUGAGGCACUGUCAAACAUAAAUGUUGAUUUUGAAACUGUUUACCUGAUCCUGGAUCAGUAUUUUGUCAGUUCCCAUCUUAGCUUAAUCAUGUUGUGGACAUCAGGCACAUUGUUAAAAGCUGGGAUCUGGUGAACAUCCCAAAGCACAAACCAUUUAUUACAUCCAGUGACCUGACAACCCUCAUCAGUCAAUCAGUAUAAAUACACUGACAUAAAUCACAAGCAGAUGAACCCAGUUAAGUCUGGAUCAGAUACAUCCAUUACAAUAUUUUACCAGAAUAUCUUCACAAAACAGCAAAAGAAACAAAUAGAAUUUUAGCUACAUGCUCUGAGAAAAUGACUACACCAGGAUGAACCAGCUAUCACAGAUUUGAUCUUCAUCCUCAUUAUAUCACAGAUGCCAUGAAAGCGCUCACUAUGAGCCUUAGAUGAAUUCCUAACACUGGUGUGCAUGUAGCAUGCUUUAUCCUUAGAGUUUUUUGAGGUGAUCAGUGUGUUUUAAUGAAUUUGAGGAACAGGGGUGGAUUUUCUCUUAUACUUGCCUUCAGACUCAUUUUGCUUUAAGAUAUCAUAACCACAGUAUCCAAACAUGUCAAUCCUUGCUUUUCAAAGUCAUGUGGUGUUUAAGUUUUGGUUGAGGGGCUCAAAGGUUUCAGUGUAUUUUGAACUAUGUCACAGUUACACAUUAUCCUGUUGCUGAUGGAGUUUUGCACUUGUAAUGUUCAUGUGUGCAGUCAAUUUCAGUGGGGAACAUGUCUGUUUUUAUUGUCAUUUUUAUCAACAUUGCAUUUUAAGCGGUUGUAAUAGUGAUUAUCUCUGGAAUGUUUUGGGGAAUAGUUUUACUGAACUAUAACCUGAGGUAAAUGUAUCCGUCUGCAGCUAUGCAAGCAGCACCUUCUGAAAUGUAAACACAACUCUGUAGGAGACAAAAAUCCUGUGAGAAACUCUUUCAGGAGAUAUUCUCUCUGAUGUGAUUACAUAAACACACAAAGAAAUGAGACUUUAAUGCUGAGUUUGCAUGCAGUGUUGACAUUUUAAAGAGGAUGGUUGCACAUUCACACACAUGAUUUACUUCUGACUCAUGCACCUGACUGAGGGGAAUUUUAACUCCAAAUCUGGUUAAAGAACAAAAAAAAAAGGACACGAGCAUGAAGUUCACUGUUUA